CAAAAGCACUUCUCUCCCCACGUUUAACGCCUUCAAAGCGCGUCUUAAAGCUGUUUCAGUCGUAAAGCUGUCAAAGGAAACAAGGAGUUACGCGGCAGAGUCACAGAUUACACAGGAUUACAGCAGCCCUUAGACAAAGUUGGGCUCUGCUGUCUUGGCUUUGGUGGCAAGAGCAGGAGUGGCUUGAUCCUAAAGCAGCUCUCCAGAUCAGAUUUCACCCAAACCAGCUGUGAGAAGGAGCUUUGCCUUUUCUCCCCUCUCUCCAUGUUGUAAACGCGCUCCUGACAUCCAGAAAAAAAGGAGAGUGACGGAGAGAGUUCCUGAAGGAAUUUUCCUUCUCCUAGGCGAGAAUUGAAAAAGUCACCAGAGUCUAGAGAACAGCGGCGAGGAUGGAUGAUCAGCCCCGGUUGAUGCACUCCACUCACGGGGUGGGCAUGGCCGGACAUCCCGGCCUGGCGCAGCAUAUGCAGGAUGGCACGGGAGGAGCGGACGGCGAGGGAAGAAAACAGGACAUUGGAGACAUAUUACAACAAAUCAUGACCAUAACCGACCAAAGUCUGGACGAGGCACAAGCCAGGAAACAUGCACUGAAUUGUCACAGAAUGAAGCCGGCGCUAUUCAACGUCCUGUGUGAAAUAAAAGAAAAAACAGUACUCAGUAUCCGUGGAGCUCAGGAGGAGGAGCCACCAGACGCUCAACUCAUGCGAUUGGACAACAUGCUGCUAGCCGAGGGAGUGUCCGGACCUGAGAAAGGAGGCGGUUCGGCUGCAGCUGCGGCUGCAGCUGCUGCGGCAGGCGGCGGCGGGUCCGAUAACUCGGUUGAACACUCAGACUACCGGGCCAAGCUGUCCCAGAUCCGUCAGAUCUACCAUACAGAACUGGAGAAGUAUGAGCAGGCGUGUAAUGAGUUCACCACCCAUGUGAUGAACCUGCUGAGGGAGCAGUCUCGCACUCGGCCCAUCUCCCCUAAAGAGAUCGAGCGCAUGGUGGGCAUCAUCCAUCGCAAGUUCAGCUCCAUCCAGAUGCAGCUCAAACAGAGCACCUGCGAGGCGGUCAUGAUCUUGCGCUCCCGCUUCCUAGAUGCCAGACGAAAAAGAAGAAACUUCAAUAAGCAGGCCACAGAGAUCCUGAAUGAAUACUUCUACUCCCACCUCAGCAACCCGUACCCCAGCGAGGAGGCCAAGGAGGAGCUGGGAAAGAAAUGCUCCAUUACAGUCUCACAGGUAUCCAACUGGUUUGGAAACAAGAGGAUCAGAUACAAGAAAAAUAUUGGAAAAUUCCAAGAAGAAGCCAACAUGUACGCCGCCAAAACCGCCGCGACCGCAACCAACGUCUCCACCCACGGCAGCCAAGCCAACUCGCCUUCCACACCAAAUUCGGCCGGUUCUGCUGGUUCUUUUAACAUGAACUCCGGGGACUUGUUCAUGAGUGUGCAGUCUCUGAAUGGGGACUCAUACCAGGGGGCCCAAGUGGGGGCCAACAUUCAGUCACAGGUGGAUACUCUUCGCCAUGUUAUCAGUCAGACAGGCGGAUACAGUGAAAGCCUCGCUGCCAGUCAGAUAUACAGUCCACAGGGCAUCAAUGCGAACGGUGGCUGGCAAGAUGCCCCGACACCCUCCUCAGUGACCUCACCCACGGAAGGACCCGGGAGCGUCCAUUCUGAUACCUCCAACUGA
This is a messenger RNA of Sinocyclocheilus grahami, 1676 nucleotides long. RefSeq names its product pre-B-cell leukemia transcription factor 1. The transcript has 9 exons. Lineage: Eukaryota; Metazoa; Chordata; Actinopteri; Cypriniformes; Cyprinidae. Gene Ontology annotation, molecular function: DNA-binding transcription factor activity; DNA binding. Gene Ontology annotation, cellular component: nucleus. The record is from RefSeq and is a predicted model, not a curated record. Gene Ontology annotation, biological process: regulation of DNA-templated transcription. Bases 390 to 1676 code for a protein of 428 amino acids.